AUUUAGACGCUAGCAAGCAAAGUCCACGACAAUGUGACCGGCUUCACAUGAAUAUUAAUAUAUCGUCGAAAACAAUCAACACAUCACUGGGUCAAAAUGGCGGAACCUGAGCAAGUCCUUUUAGAACCUAAAGGCGAUAAAAACCAUGAAAAAUAUGUGGUGAAUCCUGGCAAAGGAUCUAGUGGUAGAUGGCUAACUAAGCUACAACUAGCGCUCCUAGCGUUGCUGGUGAUUCUGCUUAUUAUCAUCAUCAUUAUCCUGGCUGCAGUCCUUGGAGUUGAGCGAGCGAAGAACCAGAGAGAAAAAACCGGUAUAGCUGGUAAGGACAAAGAUGGCGGGAAAACCACCACAGGGCCUCCAUCGGCGAAGAUCUGGGACAAGCUUCGCCUCCCGUCCACCAUGACGCCUAUGCACUACGGUCUGGACAUGAACAUCGACCCGAACCAGGAGAAGUUCAGUGGUCACGUGGUCAUACACGUCAAUGUGACGCGUGAGACCCCGUAUGUAAUGGUUCAUUCGCAAGGUCUCAACAUCACUAAAGUGUCCGUCAGGAAUACUGCGAGCAAAGACGAACUCGAGGUCAAGAGGCAUUUCCUUCACGCACCAAACCAGUAUCACGUGACCGAGGUUACGUCAGCACUAAAGCCUUCGCUGAUCACUGUGACGUACGAGUUCGUGGGCGCGUAUGGGCAAAGUGUCCUUGGAUUGUUCAGGGGGACUUAUAAGAAGGCCGAUGGAACUGAUGCGUAUUUCGUCGCAACGCAGUUCGAGCCACACUAUGCGCGCACCGCAUUUCCAUGCUUUGACGAGCCCGCACUUAAGGCGACGUUCAACACGACCAUCACCCACCCAAGCGACAUGCAGGCCUUUACCAACGGAGCACAAGUAAGCUCCGCUCCUAAGGGGAACCUGACGAUGACUAGCUUUGCGACCUCGCCGAAGAUGCAAACAUACCUAAACGCUUUCGACGUGGGUUACUAUGAGCUCAUGGAAAAGACCAGCAACAGUGGAGUCAAGGUCCGAACGAUAGCUCGUCCCGGACGAAAAGAUCAGAUGCCAUACGCUCUGAAGGCAGCAACUGAGUCGUUGAACCAACUGGAGCAGUUUUUUGGCAUUCCCUACCCGCUGCCGAAACUAGAUUUGAUUGCUACUCCAGAGUGUCUUGUGGCCAUGGAGAACUGGGGCCUGAUUCAUUUCGAGGAAGAUGGUUUGUUGUACAAGGAAGAGUUCUCAAAUGAAGAAAUCAAACAGAAUCUUUUGAUUCGCUGGUUGCCUCACGAGAUAGCACACAUGUGGUUUGGUAACUUGGUUACCAUGUCCUGGUGGGAUGAUCUGUGGUUAAACGAGGCGUUUGCCGAUUACUACAACUACCACGAGGCUUCUCCUAUCAGCAAUAUGGCAUGGAAUAUGCCUGCCCAGUUUGUCCAGAUCAACGUCGGUUCGUCAUUGGAACUCGAUGGGUACGAAAGCUCUCGGCCUGUUGUCGAGCCCGUUAACACCCCAUCUCUGUCAAUGUUUGACGACAUCGUCUACAAAAAGGGCUCAUCUGUAAUCCGGAUGAUUGUUCACAAAAUCGGGCAUGACGUGUUUACUAGGGCCAUGAAGAAAUAUCUCAAAAAGCAUUCCUAUGGAAACGCAAACACUAACGAUGUUUGGGCUGCGCUAGAAUUUGUGACCCAAGGUAAUGGCAUUUACUAUAAGAACGUUUUUGAACCGUGGGUCCAAAACGCUGGGUUCCCUGUGGUCACCAUCCGGGAGUCUUCUGGAAAAUACAUAACGUCUCAGAAGCGAUUCUUCUACUUGAAAGACAAGACAGACCAAACAAAAUGGUACAUUCCGUUCUCAUACGUCACGGGUGCUGAUGAUGCUCGCGUUCCUCCAGAAACAAACUUCUCGGUGUGGAUUGAACCUUCGAAAUCCUCAGUAAACAUAACAUGGGACGGUAAUGGUUGGAUCAAGGGGAAUUACGGACAGACAGGGUUCUACCGUGUUAACUACCCCGAGGCAAACUGGGAUAACCUCGCGAGACAGCUGGAGGCAACGCCCACUGUAUUCUCAGAGCUUGACCGUUAUGGUUUGAUUGAUGACUCGUUUAACCUAGCAAGAGCCAACAUGCUGAAUAUCACCAAAGCAAUGGACAUCACGGUGUACCUUACAAAAGAGACGGAGUACCUGCCAUGGAAAGGAGCGGAAAUGAACCUGAACUACAUCAAGAAGAUCCUCAAACCUGGUGGUCACACCUAUCGCCAUCUUAUGAAAUACCUGGCCUUCCAAUCCAAGACGAUCCUAAAGAAGCUCGGUUAUGAGAACACCGGGACGCACCUUGACAAGCUACAGCGACUGAUGGCAGUUCACUUCCAGUGCGAAGCGGGAGAGAAGACUUGCCUAGGAAACAUGACCGCCAUGUUCAACGAGUGGAAGAAGGACCAUAUGUCGUUCAGCGUCACGCCAGUCCUUCGAAAACUAGUCUAUCACUACGGCGUAGCCUUGGGAACACCGGAAGACUGGGAACGAGUGUAUAACCGCAUUCACACGUCAGUCAUCGCUUCGGAAAUGCAACCGCUCCUGUAUGGCCUGGCAGGGUCACGUGACAUCUGGACGCUGAACAAAUUUCUCCAAAUGACGAUGGACCAGAUGAAGAUCAAGGAGCAGUAUUCCAAGCACGUGAUCGACUUCGUAGCGAACGAGAACCCGGCGGGAGCCGAGGUCGCCUGGUCAUUCAUCCGAGCCAACUGGGACAAACUAAAAAAGAUGAGCGGGGGCAGCGUGGGCGCCAUGUUGACCUAUCUACCAAGUGUGACCAAGCGCUUUUCCACGGAUUACCAGCUACAACAGCUGACUGAGUUUAUUGAGGAGAACCUUGACGGCCAAAAGAUGCCUCGCCAGCUGGAGAAAGUGAUCGAAGUCGUCAAAAUCAACAUUCAAUGGCGGGCGACGCACGAGAAGAGUCUGGAGGCGUGGCUUGUUAACUUUUUAACCAAUAAAAACAUCCCGAGUAGCGAGAUGAAUUCUGGGUUUAGUGACCCUGCGUAAAUUAUCGUUACAAGAUGUUUGUCAUUUUCACGAGGUUGUGUAAACCAGUUGCUCUUACUCUAACAAGUGGAAUGCAGUAGUUCCCCACAUAUAAGAACCUGGAAGUUAAGAACCUGUUUAGUUAGGCUAAAAUUUGGUAUCUUAUACAUAUAUACACCAUUUAUAUAAAAACCUUACAGUUAAUGUAUAUCAGAAGUUCUCCAAAAAUGUUUAGGCUAACAUUGUAAAAAGUGAAGCAACGAUGAGUUUCUUUUAUGUGUGGGGAACCGCGCACUCGUUCGUUACUCUAAGAAUUGGAAUACCGCGCGCACUUGUUACUCUAAGAAUUGGAAUACCGCGCGCACCAGUUGCGCAAGCUUUACAGAGUUGAAGGAGCACUGACAUGAAGCAACGAUGAUUUUUAUGGCUUUUUUCUUAACUUUGAAUCCCAAAUAUCCUUAGUCGCGUAAAGAAAACUCAUCACGCCCUUUUUAUUUCUGUUAUGAUCGUUACAAUCGAAACAGAACAAAUAUACAAAUAAUAUCGGAUGAGAAAUUGAAAAAAAAUCUAUUGUAUAUGCAUUUAAUUAAGUGCAGUUUUUAUUUCUCGACCGUAGAAAGGUUAAAAUGUUAAAAAAACCCUUAUCCACAUUCGAUUUCACAAUUUUUAAUAAACAAGAUCUCUACAUUGUCA
Molecule: messenger RNA, 3705 nt
Organism: Nematostella vectensis (starlet sea anemone)
Lineage: Eukaryota; Metazoa; Cnidaria; Anthozoa; Actiniaria; Edwardsiidae
Product: glutamyl aminopeptidase
Exons: 21
Coding region: 97-3033 (978 amino acids)
Biological process (GO): proteolysis; peptide catabolic process
Cellular component (GO): cytoplasm
Molecular function (GO): metalloaminopeptidase activity; peptide binding; zinc ion binding
Source: RefSeq, a predicted model, not a curated record